Molecule: messenger RNA, 1349 nt
Organism: Exophiala xenobiotica
Lineage: Eukaryota; Fungi; Ascomycota; Eurotiomycetes; Chaetothyriales; Herpotrichiellaceae
Exons: 2
Coding region: 299-1231 (310 amino acids)
Biological process (GO): DNA catabolic process
Molecular function (GO): endonuclease activity; nucleic acid binding
Source: RefSeq, a predicted model, not a curated record
ACAGAAAUGCUUUUGUCAGACAUAGAUAAUUGUGUCCUGCUACUAGGCUGGCGCCGCCCAAACCCAACAUCAACAUCAUCAUCAUCAUCGUCCUCCUCAGGACUUGAUCCCUGUCCCAGCCUCGCGACCGCCUGGUCAUCCACCCAUUUCUCCACGACAACACAACACCCGCUCAUGGCAUCACUUGACCACAACAACGACCACGAUAUGUAAACCAUCGGCCAGCACCUUGUUUUCCCCCUUCUCGUGUCUCUGUUCUCUUCCAUCUACGUCCUCCUCAUCACGCUACAAUCCCACCAUGCUCUUCACCAUCUUCUUCACACUUGCCCUCCUGCCCCUGCCAUUGGCAUCAGCAUGGGGCUCCCUCGGCCACCGCACAGUCGCCUACCUAGCCAGUCUAUACUUCACCCCUCAAUCCAACGUCUUCACAAACACCCUCCUGAACGGCCAGGACAUAUCUGAAGCAUCCUUGUUUCCCGAUAAGGUCCGGCACAUGCCCGCCUUCGCCUACACAGCAGGAUGGCACUAUAUCGACGCCCAAGACGAUCCUCCACACCAGUGCGGCAUCAAUAUAACCCGCGACUGUCUGCCCAAAGACGGCGGGUGUGUCGUGAGCGCCAUUGCGAACCACACGGCUCGUGUCGCCAAUGCAAGCCUCCCGCGCUUCUACCGUGGCCAAAGCCUGCGGUUUAUGAUGCAUUUCUUUGGCGACGUACACCAACCCCUCCAUACCGAAUCCUCCGACCGGGGUGGUAACGACCUCGCGGUACUCUUCGACAAUCACGCAACGAAUCUACACAGCGUAUGGGACACGCUAAUUCCCAACAAACACGCUGGACCCGACACCACCACCACCACCGCUCACUCCGACUCCAUCAGCGGCUUCCGCUCGAAUGCUGACGACGAACUUCUCGCCGCAUUCCGCUGGGCACAGCGGCUCUACGCCAAUGACACUCGCCCUCUAUCCGAGGAAUGUCUCUCCGACGCCGCAGAUUGCGGCCUGUCAUGGGCCAGCGAGGCGAACGCGUACGUCUGCUCGUACGUGCUGGCACAUGACGUGCACGGGUUGGAACUGGGCGAGGACUACUUCGACGGCGCAGUACCCAUCAUCGAUAAUAUGGUCGGCAAAGCGGGACGGAGGUUGGCCGCUUGGAUCAAUGCUAUAACUGAGAAUAUGAGCUUGGCUGAGAUUGGAGGACUCUCCGCCAAGAAUGUGUUGGAAACUCAAUAGAUCUGGAACGCCAUAAAGAGAACGUACAAUCAAUUCAAGGGGUAUCUUCGUGUAACUCAAUAACGCUCACUCGCUGGCUCCGCUUUGAAAGAGCACAAUCACAUCAUCUCAAUCCACC